Molecule: messenger RNA, 1077 nt
Organism: Fusarium pseudograminearum CS3096
Lineage: Eukaryota; Fungi; Ascomycota; Sordariomycetes; Hypocreales; Nectriaceae
Exons: 3
Coding region: 1-1077 (358 amino acids)
Molecular function (GO): methyltransferase activity
Source: RefSeq, a predicted model, not a curated record
AUGAGCCCCAAAAAUGAUGCUCCCUCCCAUGGAACUGUAGUCGAUAUCGGCGGCAGUAACAUGUACGAUGAUGUUGCUGAACGGCUGGAGCAGACCCUCAUGUCAUCGUAUUCUUCCGCCUCCAAGCCAACCCUUCCAGACGAGCUCCUCUACGACGAUGUAGGGUUGCCCAUCUGGAACCAGAUCAUCUUCACCCCCGAGUUCUACCAGACUCAUGAUGAGAUUGCGCUUUUCGAUAAGCACGGUGCGGAUGUUGCUGCACGUUGCCAAGCUGGUGUCACUAUUGUUGAUCUAGGAGCCGGUGACACCCGCAAGGUUGGCCACCUUCUUGCUGCUUUCGACAAGGCCAACGUCUCCACCAAGUACCUUGCAUUGGACAUCUCCCGAUCGUCAUUGGACCACAACGUUAAGUAUCUGGUGGGACAGCAUCCGAGCAAGCAGUCUUCGGUGACCUGCGCAGGUAUUUGGGGGACCUUUGGCGAUGGCAUGAACUACGUGAAGAAGAUCCAGUCGCCUCGACUGUUCCUUUCGCUCGGAUCUGUACUAUGCAAUGAUCCUUGGCCCGAGGCAUUGUCCCACCUCAAGUUCUGGGCCGACGCUCUUCGACCCAAUGAUCUCCUUCUUAUCGGAAUGGAUGGCCACAUCCUCCCGGGCAACAGGGACAAGAUCUGGGAUGCUUACCAUUCUUGCGAUGACCUCUACCGCCAAUUCUUCUUGAACGGAUUCAAGCAUGCCAACCGCCUAGCAGGCGAAGAGUGGUUCCGCGAGGAGGACUGGGAGUUCCUUGCCCAGUUGGAGGAGGAACCAACUACACGACACCGAUUUUUCUUCCGCGCCAAACAAGACGUCAAACUUGAAAAGAUGGGUCGCGUCAUCCAGAAGGGUGAGGAAUUUGACUGGUUCGAUUCUCACAAGUAUGGAGAAGACAACGUGCGCCUCAUGUGCUAUAAGGCAGGACUGAGCGUGAUCGAUGUCUGGCAGGCACCUGACUCCGAGUUUCGUCAAUAUCUUGUACGCCGCAAGGACAGCAAGGACCAGCGAGACGAUGCUGACAGCGCCGUCUCGGGAGUCAGUUAA